Molecule: messenger RNA, 6835 nt
Organism: Ciona intestinalis (vase tunicate)
Lineage: Eukaryota; Metazoa; Chordata; Ascidiacea; Phlebobranchia; Cionidae
Source: RefSeq, a predicted model, not a curated record
AGCUACGUAUUUUACCGGCGAGGUUCUUGGGAUUGGCGAUAAUUUGAGGAACUUAACUUCCUUAGUUUUCUCACCUUAAACGUGAGAAUAUUCGUUAGUUCAGGGUAUUUAUUUAAAGAUUACCGGUUGAUAAUAUUAAUGACCUGGGCUAUAUUUUAGUUUUCAUGGUAAAACUCGCAUGUUUUAGAUGUUUACACUGUGUAACACAUGAUGGUAUCUAGUAUGUCUGUACCAAGGUUUAGUUUUAUAAACCCCAGGAUUGUCAACUUCACCAUAAAUUAAUGUUAUUGUUAGUUAUAGUAGGUUUCUCCCGGUUUUAGUUUCAUUUUUUUGGUUAAAUUGUUUAUGAUACACACACUUUUCUUCCAAUUAGAACUUUAAUAUGUUUAAUUAAAUGAUAUUUAUUUAAUUUUGAAAUUGUAUCGUCUGUAGGGUGUAACGGUCACGCCUUUUAUCCAAAACAUUAUUUCUUUUUUUUAUCAACAAGCGUGUUUUAACAACUGUUGUUUUACCGUUACUACCGUCUUUUCGCUUUUUAUCAACUCUCUUGUUCUUCGUUAUCGUGACCGAAGAGACGAAAUAAAUUUCAUUCAUUCAUUCAUACUGUGCAAAUUGUAAUGCCAUGAAUAAUCUGUCUGUAAAUAAUUUAAUUGUCAAUGAUGAUAUUUGAAAAUCGAACUCUAUCUAGCCAGCAGUAUAAGGAGACAAUGAUUUUGGAUUGCGACUAACUGCUAGCAUGAUUUUUUAAUAAACUGUAUAUAUAUAUACAAUUUGUUCUGUAUGUGCAAAUUACAUCUGAUUUUGAAACAGUAGAUUUAGCUUGCCUGCUAAUGCGCUACCUUAACAUGUCGAUUUGUUUCUAUCAUUUGAGAAAUACCUGCCUUACACUUCAAAGUUAAUAUAAGAGUUUGUCAUCGAUUUAAGUCACGAACUACAUGUUAUGAUAACCUUGUUUUACCUAUUGCUCUUCUUAUUUAUAGGCGUAAGAGCUAAACCAGCCCUUGCAUAGAUACAUUAAUAAGUUGUGUCACUGUUCUGACUUCUGUCACUCAGUGUGUGUGCGAGUAAACAUAUAAAGUUCCAUCGAUUUUGAUCUAAACAUCAAUCAUGGCUCAAAAUCUCCCUAUUAAAUUUCAAGAACAUCUUCAGCUUCAAAAUGUUGGCAUCAACGCAGCAAAUAUCGGGUUCUCCACUCUUACAAUGGAAUCAGAUAAAUUUAUUUGUGUGCGAGAAAAAGUGGCUGAUCAGGCUCAGGUUGUCAUUAUUGAUCUUGCUGACUCAGCAAAUCCGAUUCGAAGACCUAUUUCUGCUGAGUCAGCAAUCAUGAACCCUGCAAGCAAAGUAAUUGCCUUGAAGGCGGGUCGCACACUUCAGAUUUUUAACAUGGAAAUGAAAUCAAAACUUAAAGCUCACACCAUGACAGAAGAUGUGGUGUUUUGGAAGUGGAUAUCAACCAACAUGGUUGGUUUGGUCACUGAAACCUCUGUAUAUCACUGGAGCAUGGAAGGAGAUUCCCAACAACCGGUAAAAAUGUUUGACAAACAUCCAAGUCUUGCCAAAUGCCAGAUCAUUAACUACAGGACGGACGCUAAACAAAAGUGGUUGCUACUGAUUGGGAUUUCCGCACAAGCCAAUCGAGUGGUGGGUGCAAUGCAACUCUACUCAGUUGAACGCAGAGUCAGUCAGCCAAUUGAAGGACAUGCUGCAUCUUUUGCUCAAAUUAAACUUGAAGGAAAUAAGGAAGAAUCGACCCUCUUCUGUUUUGCUGUAAGAGGACCACAAGGAGGCAAACUUCAUAUCAUCGAGGUUGGAUCCCCAGCUGCAGGCAACCAACCAUUCACCAAGAAAGCUGUCGACGUUUUUUUUCCACCGGAGGCCGCUAAUGAUUUCCCUGUUGCAAUGCAGGUUUCUCCAAACCAGAAUGUGGUGUUUGUGGUGACUAAAUACGGAUACAUUCAUAUGUAUGAUCUUGAAACUGCUGUAUGCAUCUUUAUGAACCGAAUCAGUGCCGAUACCAUCUUCGUCACUGCUCCUCAUGAAGCUACUGGAGGACUUAUUGGAGUCAACAGAAAGGGACAGGUUCUAUCAGUUUCUGUAGAUGAGGAAAAUGUGGUGCCGUACAUAACCAACACUUUACAAAACCCUGACUUAGCUCUUCGUUUUGCUGUUCGUAACAAUCUUGGUGGUGCAGAUGAACUCUUCUCUAGAAAAUUCAACACAUUAUUUGCCCAAGGCAACUACACUGAGGCGGCCAAAGUUGCUGCAAAUGCUCCAAAAGGUAUCCUGAGGACUUCCCAAACCAUCCAGAAGUUUCUCUCCGUGCCUGCCCAACCAGGCCAAAACUCUCCACCAUUGUUGCAAUACUUUGGCAUUCUAUUGGACCAGGGCAAACUGAACAAAUUUGAGUCACUGGAGUUAUGUAGACCGGUGCUUCAACAAGGCAGGAAACAUCUGAUGGAGAAAUGGUUGAAGGAUGAGAAACUUGAAUGUUCUGAAGAGCUUGGAGAUCUCGUGAAACCUGUUGAUUCAACUCUUGCCCUGUCUAUCUACCUCAGGGCAACUAUUCCUAAUAAGGUGAUCAUGUGUUUUGCGGAGACGGGGCAAUUCCAGAAGAUUGUGAUGUAUGCAAAGAAGGUCGGUUACACUCCCGAUUAUGUCUUCCUCCUCCGUAAUGUGAUGCGGGUUAAUCCGGAGACGGGAAAACAGUUUGCGAUGAUGUUGGUACAAGAUGAUGAGCCACUCGCGGAUGUUGCUCAGAUUGUGGAUGUUUUCAUGGAACAAAACCUCAUCCAACAAUGCACUGCGUUCCUCCUUGAUGCAUUGAAGAAUAAUAGACCAGCAGAAGGAGCUCUGCAGACACGUCUGCUUGAGAUGAACCUCAUGCACGCCCCACAGGUUGCGGAUGCCAUUCUUGGCAACCAGAUGUUCACCCAUUACGAUCGUGCCCAUGUUGCGCAACUAUGUGAGAAAGCCGGUCUGUUGCAACGAGCGCUUGAACAUUUUGUGGACCUCUAUGAUAUUAAACGUGCCAUCAUCCACACACAUCUGCUUAACCCUGAAUGGUUGGUCAACUACUUCGGCAGCUUGUCAGUUGAAGAUUCCUUGGAAUGCUUGAAGGCAAUGUUGACAGCUAACAUUCGACAGAAUCUACAGAUUUGUGUUCAAGUGGCAACAAAAUACCAUGAGCAACUUACAACUGAAAAGCUGAUUGAGGUUUUUGAAUCCUUUAAAAGCUUCGAAGGUUUAUUUUACUUCCUUGGAUCGAUUGUGAACUUCAGUCAAGAUCCUGAUGUUCACUUCAAAUACAUACAAGCAGCUUGUAAGACAGGUCAGAUCAAGGAAGUCGAGAGGAUUUGUCGUGAAAGCAACUGCUAUGAUGCGGAUAAGGUGAAAAACUUCUUAAAAGAAGCCAAGUUGACGGAUCAACUUCCAUUGAUCAUCGUGUGCGAUCGAUUUGACUUUGUUCACGAUCUCGUCCUCUAUUUGUAUCGCAACAACAUACCAAAGUAUAUUGAGAUCUAUGUGCAGAAGGUGAAUCCUUCUCGUCUCCCAGUUGUUGUCGGAGGAUUGUUGGAUGUUGAUUGUCAGGAGGACACCAUCAAGAACCUGAUCAUGGUCGUCAGAGGACAAUUCUCUACAGAUGAGCUUGUGGAAGAAGUUGAGAAGAGAAACAGGCUAAAACUUCUUCUUCCAUGGUUGGAGUCGCGUGUGCAUGAAGGAUCCGAGGAACCAGCUACCCACAAUGCACUUGCUAAGAUCUACAUCGAUUCAAACAAUAACCCCGAGCGAUUCUUGCGUGAGAAUCCAUUCUAUGAUAGUCGAGUGGUUGGUAAAUACUGCGAGAAGCGAGAUCCACAUAUGGCUUGCGUUUGCUACGAACGUGGCCAGUGUGAUGAUGAACUUAUCAGGCUUUGCAAUGAAAACUCCUUGUUCAAAUCUGAAGCUCGAUAUUUGGUGAGAAGAAAGGACGUUGAGUUGUGGGGAAAAGUUUUGGAAGAUACAAACCAAUACAGGAGGCAACUUAUUGAUCAGGUGGUACAGACAGCACUUGGUGAAGCACAAGACCCAGAUGAAAUCUCGGUUGCCGUGAAAGCUUUCAUGGCAGCGGAUCUUCCAAAUGAACUCAUUGAGUUGUUGGAGAAGAUCGUGUUGGAUAAUUCAAUGUUUUCCGAUCACAGGAACCUCCAGAACCUCUUGAUUCUCACUGCGAUCAAAGCUGACAGCUCUCGUGUGAUGGAUUACAUCACUCAACUUGAUAAUUAUGAUGCUCCAGAUAUCGCAAAUAUUUGCAUCGAAAACGAACUCUUCGAGGAAGCAUUCGCGAUAUUUAACAAGUUUGACGUCAACACUUCUGCAAUCUCUGUUUUGAUCGAGCAUGUGAAAAACCUCGACCGUGCGUAUGAGUUUGCGGAACGUUGCAACGAGCCCACCGUGUGGUCACAACUGGCACGAGCUCAGUUGAACUCGGGAAUGAUAAAGGAAGCGAUUGAUUCUUACAUCAAAGCUGAUGAUCCAAGCUCUUACAUGGAGGUGGUGGAAGCUUCAAAUAAAUCCGAGAAUUGGGAGGAUUUGGUUCGUUACUUGCAGAUGGCUCGUAAGAAGGCACGAGAAUCUUAUGUUGAGACUGAACUUGUUUUCGCUUUCGCUAAAACCAAUAGACUCGCAGAUCUUGAAGAGUUUAUUAGUGGCCCAAACAAUGCCAACAUACAACAGGUUGGAGACAGAUGUUACGAUCAAAAGAUGUACGAGGCAGCCAAGGUUCUCUUCAACAACAUCUCCAACUUUGCUCGGCUCGCAUCCACGGUCGUCCACCUCGGUGAAUAUCAAACUGCUGUUGAUUCCGCACGUAAAGCCAACUCCACACGAACAUGGAAGGAGGUUUGCUUUGCUUGUGUUGAUGGUGAAGAGUUUCGUCUCGCACAAAUAUGUGGCCUUCACAUUGUUGUUCAUGCUGAUGAAUUGGAAGAACUUAUUAAUUACUACCAGGACCGCGGAUACUUUGAAGAGUUGAUCACGAUGUUGGAGGCUGCUCUUGGACUUGAGCGUGCUCACAUGGGGAUGUUCACGGAACUUGCCAUCCUUUACUCCAAGUAUAAACCAGGGAAGAUGAGAGAACAUCUGGAACUUUUCUGGUCAAGAGUCAACAUCCCCAAGGUUCUUCGAGCUGCAGAACAAGCACACUUGUGGGCAGAGUUGGUGUUCCUGUAUGACAAAUAUGAGGAAUAUGAUAACGCCAUUGUUACCAUGAUGGCUCAUCCCACCGAUGCAUGGAAAGAAGGACAAUAUAAAGAUAUUAUAACCAAGGUUGCCAACAUUGAGCUCUACUACAAAUCCCUGCAGUUUUAUCUGGACUACAAACCCAUGCUUAUAAACGACUUACUCAACGUAUUGUCACCACGUAUGGACCACACAAGAGCUGUUGCUUUCUUCAGGAAAGUUCAACAUUUGCCACUCGUCAAACCAUAUCUGCGUACCGUGCAGACACACAACAACAAGGCGAUAAAUGAGGCAUUGAAUGAUCUUCUUAUUGAAGAAGAGGAUUACUCUGGUCUUCGCAACUCCAUUGAUGCGUAUGAUAACUUUGACACCAUUGCUCUUGCACAACGUUUAGAGAAACACGAGUUGAUUGAGUUCCGUCGUAUUGCAGCAUACUUAUACAAAGGAAACAACAGAUGGAAGCAAUCUGUUGAGUUGUGCAAAAAAGAUCUGCUCUACAAGGAUGCAAUGACAUAUGCAGGGGAAUCCCGGGACACAGAGUUGGCAGAGGAAUUGUUGGAGUGGUUCCUUGAAAGACAGAGAUACGAAUGUUUCUCUGCUGGACUUUAUUCCUGUUAUGACUUGCUUCGACCUGAUGUUGUAUUGGAACAAGCAUGGAGACAUGGAAUCAGUGAUUAUGCAAUGCCAUAUCUUAUUCAAGUCAUGAGAGAGUACACAAUAAGGAUUGACAAACUUGAAACAUCGGAAAAUGUGAGAAAACAAGAAGAAGAACAAACAGAAAAUAAGCCGAUCGUAUACGAUAACCCCACCCUAAUGAUCACCGCUGGACCCUCCUAUCCACAACCUGGCUAUGCUGCUCCUCAGAUGCCAGGGAUGCCUGGAGGAAUGCCUCCUGCUGGUAUGCAGGGACCUCCUGGCAUGAUGGGUGGUGGCUAUAACUUCGGGAUGUAAGAAAUCUAUUCAAAUAUAUUAUAUUAUUUCCAUAUAUUUUUGACAUACAACGUCACCCUACCAUGCAAGGUGAAAAAAAAACGAAGAAAAUUCACUUUUUGGAAAAAUGGAAAACGUGGCCAAACAGUUAUCCGCCAUAUUUAAAUCAUCAUAUCUUCUUUCCAUUGUAAUUAUACCUUGUAUCUGCGUGUCGUGAUCACACUACUUAUAUUAUAUGCGUUUACCGUAGUAACUAAUAGAUAUUCAUGCUUAUGUGUUAUUGGUGGUCUCCCACAGAAUCAACCAAAACGAAUUUUUAAUGUAAUUCAGUAGUGAUUGAUUAUGAACUAAACAGCACACGUGAUGCUCCUGAAUGCGCACCAAAGUGCUAUAUAGUUCGUGCUAUUUCAAAAUUAAAAAAAAACGUAAGCAAAAUAGAUGUUAAGAUUGCGACAGAAUUAUUUUGUUUAACAACUGCUCGCUUGGUAUCUGUUUAGUAUUUAGUAUCGGUGUCCCUAUUAAAAUUAUCGGCUAACUAAUGAAUAGCUUCAAUUUUCCUUAUCCAGUAGUCGGUUGAUUUCUUACACAGGUCGUAACUUAGAUUACAACUGCUUAAGUAAUUCAUUCUGAUCUCCUGUCGUAAAAAAGUAAAUUAUUACUGUAUAAUACACCAUCACCCAAACAACAA